AUGGAAGGAUUGCUGAAGGUACGAGACAUUGUGGUUAGUAUUGCCAACAACCUCAAUACCAGGGACUAUAUGAAUUUUCAGCAAAUAAAUAAGAUUGUGCACGAUGACCACCUAAAUGGUGAUGUUGAUGAUAAGUAUUGGGCUCGUAAGCUGCUGUUGAUGGGACUAAGAAAAACUUAUGAUACUAAAAUUCCAGACUCUCACUUGAAGGACAACUCUGAUAAUGUAUUGAGGGAGGAUUCGACUGAAGUAUUCGAACAUAUUCGAACCUUCCCGUCAGGGAAUGCUAAGCAAAUCUUCAAACUCUUUUACCGCUGUUUCCAGCCGUACUGCAAGAAAUUGCUGCAAAAUAACUUAGCGCACUUCUUCCCUGAUAAGUAUGACGAUGAUCCUGUCGUCCAGGUUAAGAUCUUCAAUUACAUCGGUAGAUACAACAAAUCGAAUAUCAAUGACAUCGAAGAAUUCCAGCGAAUAGAACAAAAUUUAGUUAUAUUGAAAGAAAUUUUUGUCAAUUCAGUGUUACAGGAGAUGGAAGAUAAUUUUGGAGUUGCAAAAUAUGAAGUGGUGAGCAAAUUCAUCCAUGUUCUGUUAUUAUGCCAUGAGGAAAAGAAUGCUAUAGAGUUUUUCAAAUCCAAGGCAGACUUUUCCCUUGAGAUGGAUAUGCCUGAUAGUCACUUUGAUCAUGAAGGCCUACUGCAAGUUGAAAGCUUGACUAACACUUUAUCUUCAAUGGGAGAUUUUUUAAACUCAAAAAUAAAGUUGGUAGACAUACUUUUUGAGGAUAGAUAUCCUGUGGUUUUACAAUUUAUGGAGGGUUUCAUCCAGGAAACUGUUCUUGAUCUCAUCAAUGUCCUGUUUGGAUCGGAUGAUACUAAAUUAACUAACAUGCCAACUGUAUAUCGGCAAAUCAAAGAGAAAUUAUGCGACGAGUUGCUGGAAUCCAAGAACGCUGGUCCUGAUUUCCAUAAAACUGUAAAGGAGUUCCUGGAUAUGUAUUUGGAACCAAUCAUUAUUAAGUACAUGAACAUCCAGCCACAAGAAUUCGAGAGAGAGGUAUCCAAACAAUUUGAAUCAUAUAGGAAGGAAGCGGCGAUGAAAGAAAAGGAGACCAAUGAGCAAAUUUAUAAUUCCUUGAAAGAUCAAAGCUUCGAUGGAAGCAACAUUACAGAUGAUAAGAAUGACUUUCUUAGCUCCUUCACAAAAAUCUUCAAACUUCCGAAUAAUGAGAAACAAAAAACACAGGAGCAGCUGCAACUGGCUUAUAACCUGAAUCUCAUAAGCAACAAUCUACAAAACAUCAAAACGUUUGUGAGCUUGGACCUUUGUUAUAAGGUUGUUCAGAAAGCGCAACAUAAAACUGAUGAAAUGUACACUUUUCAUGAGGUUAAAAACGUAGUCGGUACUAUGAGACUUAAAUGCCAAGAAGUCUUCAAGAUUCUGAUUAAUCAGCUCAGCUCCAGCCACGUUAGACCGGCAUUUGAGAAAGCGAUGACUCUAUUAAAGCAAUACGAUUCCAACGAGAUUCAAAGAGUUGAGCUGAAACUAGAGGGAGUUGAGACUCAGGUUGAGCCUUUGGUUCAAUUUACAGAGUUGAUAAAUAUCGGCGAUAUUAUACUGCAGAUGAUUUCAAUUUUCUAUCGAGAUGAAUUGAUACAAAAGAAUAUGAUUGAUAAAAAUAGAGAUUUCCUUAAUGAUGUUGUUCAAGCUAAAAAGAGCUUUGAAAUUCAACUGGAUGACUAUGUCGCGGAGGGCUUGAAUAUUGGUAUAAAUAAACUAAUGGAUGAGGUUGAAUUUGUCUUCAAUACGGUUCAAAUACCUACCGAUUUCAAUCCCGACCCGAAAGACUCAGAUUUCAGCCGCAGAGAGAUUAAGCCAACCCAAUGUGCUGAGAAAAUUGUCGAGCUUUUAUCAAACCACUCUUUCCUGUUGACUGGUGCAACAGACAAGGGUACGAUUGAUGUUUACCAACAAGAAAUAGGAGAGCGAUUCUUUGGCGAAGUUGUGAAGCACAUUAAAAAGAACUUCAUUUCAGCUGAUGGCGCUAUAUUUCUGAUAUGUGAUCUAAACUGCUAUUACGAUUUUGUUGCCUACAAGCUAAAGCAAAAGAAUAUUGUCCCACUUUUUGCCGCUUUGAAGAAUGUGGCUCAACUGUACAUUAUAUCAGGUAAGGAUUCUAAGGAGCUAGGCAAGAUGAUAUCUGACGUUGGUCGGUUUCAUGGUAUAUUUUCACAGGAAGAGAUCUACGAAUUUGUCGAAAGGAGAAGUGAUUGGGUCCGUGUUAAACGUGAUGUAGAAAAAGUGAUGUAUGGCUUAGGAGUAAAGGAUUGUACCAUAAUGUAA
Torulaspora delbrueckii is the source of this 2340-nucleotide messenger RNA. It is a transcript of the gene RCY1, whose product is annotated as Rcy1p. Gene Ontology annotation, cellular component: exocyst; cytoplasm. Gene Ontology annotation, biological process: exocytosis; Golgi to plasma membrane transport. NCBI's taxonomy places the organism in Eukaryota, Fungi, Ascomycota, Saccharomycetes, Saccharomycetales, Saccharomycetaceae. The coding region runs from base 1 to 2340 and encodes 779 amino acids. The transcript has a single exon. The record is from RefSeq and is a predicted model, not a curated record.